This is a messenger RNA of Boeremia exigua, 3261 nucleotides long. RefSeq names its product sodium P-type ATPase-like protein. Gene Ontology annotation, cellular component: plasma membrane. NCBI's taxonomy places the organism in Eukaryota, Fungi, Ascomycota, Dothideomycetes, Pleosporales, Didymellaceae. Gene Ontology annotation, biological process: intracellular calcium ion homeostasis; calcium ion transmembrane transport. The transcript has 2 exons. Gene Ontology annotation, molecular function: ATP binding; P-type calcium transporter activity; ATP hydrolysis activity. Bases 1 to 3261 code for a protein of 1086 amino acids. The record is from RefSeq and is a predicted model, not a curated record.
AUGGGUGAAACCGUACUGCCUAUCGUCGAGGAGACCGCUCCCCAAGAAACAGAACCCCCUAUAGGUGGUUUAAAUGGGCUAAAUUCAUCAUCUCAACACCACGGGCAACACCAGCCGAAGAGCGCAGGCGACACUCCAUCGCCGCUGCACGCUCCGCACACCCUCUCCUUCGAAGAAGUUGCAGAGGCUCUGCGCGUAGACAUCCACCAUGGACUCAGCACUGCUGAAGCGGAAUCCCGCCUCGGGCUCUAUGGACCUAACAAGGUUAAGGGAGCUGAGGGGCUUUCCAUGUGGAAGAUUCUCAUGAGGCAGAUCUCGAACAGUCUUACUUUCGUCCUCAUCAUCGUCAUGGCCAUUAGCUUUGGCAUUGACGACUACAUUGAGGGCGGUGUAAUCACUGCAGUCAUCCUCCUCAACAUCAUCGUUGGUUUCUGGCAAGACUAUCGUGCUGAAAAGACCAUCGAGUCUCUUAAGAAACUCACUGCCCCAGAGGCUACCGUUAUUCGAAAUGGCAUGCCUGAUCAAAAGGUCAAGGCGACAGACCUUGUACCUGGUGACAUUGUGCAACUCAACGUAGGAAGCAUUGUCCCUGCCGAUCUCCGCCUCAUCGAUGGUAUCAACGCCUUUACCAAUGAAGCCUUCCUCACGGGUGAAUCUCUCCCCGUCGAGAAGACUCCUGAAAAGAAGUUCGACGACGCUGAUAUCGCCACCGCCGACCGCACCAAUCUUGCCUUCUCCGGAAGUGAAGUCACUUCGGGUCGCUGCCGCGGUAUCGUCGUCGCAACUGCUAUGGACACUGAAGUAGGCCAGAUUGCUACCAUGCUUCGUCAGAAGAAAGACGACAAGUCGCAAUCUCAAGGCUUCUUCGCCAAACUCACUUGGAGGUUUGUGAACGGUGUGAGAACGAUUCUUGGUCUGGUAGGAACACCACUCCAGAUCACUCUCAGCAAGUUCGCUCUUCUCCUAUUCGGUCUCGCCAUCCUCCUUGCCAUCAUUGUGUUCUCUGCGAGCAAAUGGGUCAUCGGCGGCGAAGUCCUGAUCUACGGUAUCUGUGUAGCUGUUGCGGUCAUCCCGGAAUCGCUCAUUGCCGUCCUAACCAUCACCAUUGCGGUUGGUGGAAAGGCUAUGGCCAAGGCCAAUGUCAUUACUCGGGUCCAGUCUGCCAUCGAAGCUGUUGGAGGUGUCACCAACAUUUGCUCUGACAAAACUGGUACUUUGACUCAAGGACGCAUGGUCUCAAAGAAGGCCCUCAUCCCAGGUGUCGGUACAUUCUCCGUGGACGGCAUCACAGAUCCCUUCAACCCAGGAAGCGGCAAUGUUUCGCUUGAUGGCCAGGUCCUCGCCUUGGAGGCAUACAGACCUGAUGCUGUGCUUACUCGCUUCCUUCGCACCGUCGCUCUCUGCAACAAUUCCAAAGUCCUACCUGCGCAGGACGCUGAAACAGAGACCAGAAGCGAGAAGAAGACUGGCCUCGACCGCUACAACAGUGACAACAAGAGCGAGACAGACACUUCUUCCAUCGACUCAAUCUCCCGGCCACCUACUGCUAUCCUUGCCAACCCCUUGACUGGACCAUGGAAGGCGCACGGUGAACCGACUGAGAUUGCCUUGCAUGUUCUCGCAUCACGUUUCAACAUGGGCAAGGAGAAUUUGUUAAACUCACUAAACAUAUCUCUCGCCACAGAGUUUUCUUUCGACUCGACAGUCAAGAAAAUGACUGUCGUCUACAGAGACAACAACAACCACAACCUCGAUGUCUACACUAAGGGAGCCACUGAAUUCAUGCUUCCUGUUCUCGAUGUUACCGACCAAGAGCGUGAGGGUAUCUUGCAGGCCGCCGAAUCAAUGGCGAAUGAAGGCCUCCGAGUGCUCUGCAUCGCCCACAAGACACUCCUCCCUGGCACCGACAUCCACGAACGUGCCUCGGUCGAGUGCAAGCUCAACUACAUCGGUCUUGUCGCCAUCUACGAUCCGCCUCGUCUCGAGACCAAGGGUGCUGUUCGCGAGUGUAAGGUGGCUGGCAUCACCGUCCACAUGCUUACGGGUGAUCAUCCGGGUACAGCUCGAGCCAUCGCUCGUGAUGUUGACAUUAUCAACGACUCCACCCCCGCUUCCGCUGUUAUGAUAGCUCGCGAGUUCGACGACAUGACUGAGGACCAAAUCGACGCAAUGGAGACACUUCCCCUCGUCAUCGCUAGAUGCAGUCCCAAGACCAAAGUCAAGAUGGUACAGGCCCUUCACCGUAGGCAACGCUUCUGCGUCAUGACUGGCGACGGUGUCAACGACUCGCCUGCCCUUAAGCAAGCCAACGUUGGUAUGGCCAUGGGUACUGGUAGCGACGUCGCCAAAGACGCGGCGGAGAUGGUACUGACUGAUGACAACUUCGCGUCCAUCGUCAAGGCGGUUGAAGAAGGUCGACGUCUCUUCGACAACAUUCAGAAGUUCUUGAUGCAUCUUCUCAUCUCCAACAUCGCUCAAGUCAUUCUCCUACUGAUCGGCUUGGCCUUCAAGGAUACCGACAACCAUUCUGUCUUUCCCCUGUCGCCUAUUGAGAUUCUCUGGGUGAAUCUGAUCACGUCUUCCUUCCUUGCCAUCGGCCUCGGUCUUGAGGAGAAGCAGGAAGACAGCAUGUUCCGCCCCCCUCACGAUGUCAAAGCCGGUGUCUUCUCCAAGGAACUCAUCACGGACAAAUUCAUCUACGGCUUCUUCAUGGGCGCGCUGUGCCUCUUCUCUUUUGCUAUCGUAGCCUAUGUCGGCCCCGGCGGCGGCAAUCUAGGCUCCGGCUGCAACGAAAGCUUCAAUGAGACGUGCGAUGUCGUGUUCCGCGCGCGCGCCACAACAUACACGACCAUCACCCUCCUGCUUCUCGUCACUGCCUGGGAAGUCAAGCACUUUGCGCGCUCGCUGUUCAACAUGUACCCCAACACGGACCAGGGUGCGCCGCGCGGGCUCUCGGUGUUUCCUACGCUGUGGCGCAACCGCUUCCUCUUCUUCGCCGUUGUGGCGGGCCUUGUCAUGAUGUUCCCCAUCGUGUAUAUCCCCGUCAUCAAUGAGAAGGUGUUCAAGCACGGGGCCAUUACCUGGGAGUGGGGCGUCAGCUUCGGCUGCGUCGUGCUGUACAUCUCGGCGAUUGAAACUUGGAAGAUGAUCAAACGCCGCUGCGGUAUCUGGUCGGGCGCGCACAAGGUUAUCUCCAGGGAGGAUGCGGAGGCUCGGGCGGGGCUUGAUGUCAUGGCUGUGGCGCCCAUGAGCGAGAAGUAG